This is a messenger RNA of Chelonoidis abingdonii (Abingdon island giant tortoise), 3694 nucleotides long. It is a transcript of the gene POR, whose product is annotated as cytochrome p450 oxidoreductase. Lineage: Eukaryota; Metazoa; Chordata; Testudines; Testudinidae. Gene Ontology annotation, cellular component: cytosol. The record is from RefSeq and is a predicted model, not a curated record. Gene Ontology annotation, molecular function: NADPH-hemoprotein reductase activity; FMN binding; flavin adenine dinucleotide binding. Gene Ontology annotation, biological process: response to hormone.
AGGCACGUCUGUGCAGGCAGCUCUUCCUUUUGCAGAUACAGUCUCUCCAGCAGAACUACUCGGCUUUAUGUGGAAUACGGACUCCAGAAAAGGACCCUUGCCUGUGGACGCGUGAAUGCAGCAGGCUUUUCCACCUCAGGCAACAUCAUAUGAUACCAACUGGAACGUAAAAAUCAGUCGAUCAAAAUAAUCAACGAACCAGGACAAGAAAAGAGCCAAAGCUGGUGACACUGGGCAGAUCUACUUUUGAGAAGUGUUGCCGGUUGCCAGGGGGGAUUCUGCCAUGGACUCCACUCUCCCUCCUCCUGAGAGCGCUGUCCCGGAGGGCACUCUCUUUAGCAUGACUGACGUGUUCCUCUUCUCAGUCAUCGUUGGCCUCCUUUCCUACUGGUUCCUCUUCCGCAAGAAAAAGGAAGAAAUCCCUGAAUUCACCAAAAUCCAGCCAACAACAUCCUCGGUGAGGGAGAGCAGCUUUGUUGAGAAGAUGAAGAAAACGGGGCGAACCAUCGUGGUGUUUUAUGGUUCCCAGACUGGUACAGCAGAGGAGUUUGCCAACCGCCUGUCCAAAGAUGCCCAUCGUUACGGCAUGCGAGGCAUGUCAGCGGACCCGGAGGAGUAUGAUUUGUCUGAUCUGAGCCGCCUCUCUGAGAUUGACAAUUCCUUGGCUGUGUUCUGCAUGGCUACGUACGGAGAGGGUGAUCCCACGGACAAUGCCCAAGAUUUCUAUGACUGGCUGCAGGAGACUGAUACUGACCUGAAUGGUCUCAAAUUUGCAGUGUUUGGGCUAGGCAACAAGACUUACGAGCACUUCAAUGCGAUGGGGAAAUACGUGGACAAGAGGCUGGAGCAGCUUGGAGCCCAGCGGAUAUUUGAGCUCGGCAUGGGAGAUGAUGAUGGGAACCUGGAGGAGGACUUCAUCACUUGGCGCGAGCAGUUCUGGCCGGCAGUGUGCGAGCACUUCGGUGUGGAAGCUACUGGAGAGGAGUCCAGCAUCCGUCAGUAUGAGCUGGUGGUCCACACAGACAUCAAUAUGAACAAGGUUUACACUGGCGAGGUGGGCCGGCUGAAGAGCUACGAAAGCCAGAAACCCCCGUUCGAUGCAAAGAACCCUUUCCUGGCACCUGUUACCCUGAACCGAAAGCUAAACCAGGGUGGAGAGAGGCACCUCAUGCACUUGGAAUUGGACAUCUCUGGCUCCAAAAUCAGGUACGAGUCUGGGGACCAUGUUGCUGUGUACCCAGCCAACGACACAUCACUAGUGAACCAGAUCGGCGAGAUUCUGGGCGCAGAUCUGGAUAUUAUCAUGUCCUUAAACAACCUGGAUGAGGAAUCCAAUAAGAAGCAUCCGUUCCCCUGCCCCACCACAUACCGAACAGCCCUGACCUAUUACCUGGACAUCACCCACCCGCCGCGCACCAACGUCCUGUACGAGCUGGCUCAGUACGCCACAGACCCCAACGAGCAGGAGCACCUCCGCAAGAUGGCGUCUUCCGCUGCCGAGGGGAAGACGCUGUAUCUCAGCUGGGUUUUGGAGGCCAGAAGGAACAUAUUAGCCAUCCUGCAGGAUUUAUCUUCUCUCCGACCGCCCAUCGACCACCUCUGUGAGCUGCUGCCUCGCCUGCAGGCCCGUUACUACUCGAUUGCCUCCUCUUCCAAGGUUCACCCUCACUCCAUCCACAUCUGCGCUGUGGUUGUGGAAUACGAGACCAAGACAGGCCGGGUGAACAAAGGAGUGGCCACUACCUGGCUGAAGAACAAGGUGCCCAAUGAAAACGGGCACAAGGUGAUGGUGCCCAUGUACGUCAGGAAGUCACAGUUCCGGUUGCCUUUCAAACCCAGCACACCUGUCAUCAUGAUCGGGCCUGGGACUGGCAUCGCCCCGUUCGUUGGCUUCAUUCAAGAACGAGCCUGGCUGAAGCAGCAAGGGAAGGAUGUUGGCGAGACGGUGCUGUACUACGGCUGUCGCCAUGAGAACGAGGACUACCUGUACCGAGAGGAGCUCGCCCAGUUCCACAAGGAGGGAGCCCUCACCCAGCUUAACGUCGCCUUCUCCAGGGACCAAGCCCAGAAGGUCUACGUUCAGCACUUGCUGAAGAAGAACAAAGAGGGGGUCUGGAAGCUGAUCCACGAGGGGAACGCUCACAUCUACGUGUGCGGCGACGCUCGCAGCAUGGCGCGGGACGUGCAGAACACCUUCUAUGAAAUCGUGGCGGAGCUCGGGAGCAUGACCCAGCCCCAGGCCGUGGACUAUGUGAAGAAACUGAUGACCAAGGGCCGCUACUCCCUGGAUGUCUGGAGCUAAGCUGGGCUGCCGGGCACGAGAGAGGAAGGAUUCCCAGACGGCUGCUGGACAGGAGACGAAUGGCACCUGCCCCAGCCAUUGCAAGAACAUGCCACUGAAACAAACCUAACCUUAGAUCCCCUCACCUGGUAAUUGCCCUUCUGCACCCACCUCUCCCCCCUUCGCUAGACUUCUCCUGAGAGCCCUGCAAAGGGCAGGGUGGGGCGGGGACUGCUGGAACCCCCCUGGGUUUUCUGGGGGAACACGCGUCUCCAGUGGGAUGGCUGGGCUCGCCCCCAAACCAACAGGAGCCAGGGCUUGAUGAACCCCCCUGGGUUCCCCUCUCCUGCAGUGCAGGGCAAGGCCAUUAGCUGGUGGGGGCUGCCUGCUCUGCUUUGCUGUCUGUGCAGCGAACCAGCUGCAGGAUGCUCACCCCUGUCCUCUCUCCAGAGCUGCUUUGUGUUCCUGUGGAAACUGUGAUGUGGGGCUGCCCUUCCCGUACCCCCAUCCCCGCCCUGCCCCAGUCACAUAGGGCCCAAGGCUGCCUCCUCUCCCAGGGAGUUGCCUUGGUUUUUAACUCGUUCUCUGGGGACAAUCUGGUGCAAGCAGAGGUGCGCCCCCAGCUCAGGCAUCCAGACCUAGGCUAGGCCCGCACUGCUGUAAACUCCUGGCCAGGCUGUGAGCGGGGGCUUCGGGCUGGCUAGAGACCUGCUCUCUGAACCUGUUAGUGCCUAGCGAGAGUUGUGCCAGUGACUCCUACCUGAGCCUGCUUGGGCUGCCACCCGGGCCAGCCCUGACUCUCCGCUCUGGCCUGUGGGCCUAGCAGGAAGUUGGCUAGUGAGGGUGGGGAGCUGAUGCCCAGUGGCUUAAUGCUCAAUUCUCAGCAACAUGGCGACCAGCUGUGUAACUUCCCAGCCCAGUGCCAGACAAUCCCUCUGGAAGCCUGGGCCUGAGGAUGGUGCUCGCUCCCAGCCAUCGCUAGUCUCCAGGGGACUAGCAGGGCUGCUGCCUGGGCCUUGAGUCAUGUGCCAAGAGGUCAGUGUGGGUCAGGGACUUAACUGCAGUGCUUGCCUCCACUGAAUCUUGUUUCCUUAGGCAGAGGGGACAGGAGGUGGCUGAAGCUGCCUCCUGUGAGAGGGGGGAGGAAUUCCAGAUACUGGCCUGCAGGGGGCACUAACGUGCAGCUGCAAUCAGCCCUGGGGAGCAGGGCCAAUGACUGGGCCCCCCUGUGCUUGGUUAGUCACGUGAACUGAACCCCCUUCGUAGCAUCUCCAUGCACAGUUCUGGUAUCUGUUUCCUGUUCACCCUGCUUGAGACCAGCUCAUGGAAAAGCUCAGCCUGUCCCAUGAGUGUAAAUAAUUUUAAAGAUACUGUCCCCUUGGAAUAAAACAGGGUCUUUAUUUUGCCUCAUGA